CUGUGAUCCUCAAGGGCUCUCACUCUAUAAAUGAUAUGUACAUUCUCUUGCGGCCAAGUAGUAGUACACUCCACUCUCUUUCUUAAUACUAUAUAUUAUCAUCCAAAAUCUUCUUUGUCUAUCUAAUCUGAUUGUCUCUGCAUCUUCACAUCCAUCUGAACAUCUUCUGCUUCCAUUCUGCAAACUUCUUUCAUUCCCUUUCCUGUCUGAAAACUCGAGUACACUUUUUCAAAGUGUUUCUUUUUUGAGUUUCCUGAGGUUUCCAGCUCACAAACAAAUUCUUUGUAAAAGGGUCAUUUUCUACUUCCUUCCAAAAAGGAUUUUGAAGUGGAAAGCAAAGAAAGAAGAGGACAAUCUGCAGUUAAUCUCCACCAUGGCAAUGCUUACAAUUGAUGCAGCAUCAGAAACAACCAUAAAAAAAGCCCUGCCUUUCAGACACAGCAGCAAUCUUCGUGAUGCAUCUUUCUCUUCUUACUUGGAUGACGGUGAAGAAACUUUUAUGCGCAAACUUGGAGCAGAUUCAGCUAAACUCCGCAACAAAUCCCUCAUUUCUCCAACCCCAUUCGAGCAUAUUCAUGUUGUGGGCAAGAAAUCUGAAGACAAUGAGAUUGAUAUAUUCAGUGCUGAUAAGUACUUCAAUGAAGGAGUGGAUGUUGAUGAUGGUGAUGAUGAUCAAAGUCCACGGAUCGCCAGCAAAUCUUCCUCUGCAAAGUUCAACCGAAAGAUGGUUCUUCCACCUAAAUUGGAUCCACCAAAACAACAACAACAUCACAUUCGUUCAGCAACUCCAAGUAUUCGCUCCGAAUCGAGCUGGAAUAGCCAGAAUGCAUUGCUGCACAACAGCCAUCGCAAUCAACAGGGGCAGAAAACAGAGAAGCCCAAUAAUCGCAGAAGCUUUCUUGCGAGUUUCGGAUGCAAUUGCUCUUGUGGUGACAAGGCUUCUGUCGACAUUGAUGACCCAAUUGUUGAAAACAGCCCCAGAAGGAGUCCCAGUGUCAGGGCAGCUCAAGACAAGCCAAACAGAUCCUCUAAUAAACCUGUCGAUUUGGUCAGCCUUACUGAUUCUCAGUCCAAUGCUUCAUCAUGGAUCCGGGGAGAAUUGAAAAUUGGAUUGAGCAGCUCAGAAGAACAUUUUAGAUUCCCUGUUUUUGAUUCCAAUGCAAAGACUGGAGAUCAUCAUAUGUUGGAGAUGCAGAGUAAAAAGGAGGAAGAUGAUUCCACGAGAAAAUCAAUGGAAGUGUUUGGGUCCCCAAUUGAGAGAGCUGGGAAAAAGUCCUUGAACAUGUUAACUUGGGAUGCGAUUGUGAAACCAAAGAUUAAUAAUCCAAAUGAAGGUUCUCAGAAUUCUCGAGGCCUGUACAAUGAUGAUGCGGACAGUGAUGCAAGCUCGGAUUUGUUCGAAAUCGAAAGCUUCGCCACCAAUCCGAGCCAGUACCUCACCCGGCAGGGUUCAGAUGGGAUGUCCAGUGCAUUCACACAAACUUGUUAUGCUCCAAGUGAAGCUAGCAUAGAGUGGAGCGUAGUUACGGCAAGCGCGGCCGAUUUCUCGGCCAUGUCCGACAUCGAGGAGACGAGAAUUAGUACUAAUUCAAGGGGAUAUGGCCAAGGUAUAUCUCAGAAUGAUCCGAGAAGUUCAUCAGACAGAGAGUUGCCUGCGAGGAGGAGGACAGGGAUCCUUUCAGGCUGUUAUAGUCAAAAAGCGGUGAAUGUGGCUGGGAACGCAUACAGGGCAAGUGAAAAAACAUCCCCUGUUAGACAUCAGAAAGCUGAGUUCUUGAUGCCGAUGACAAGGGUUCAUGCCGGAAAUGAGCCGGCCAGGUUCGAGAAAAGAAAUGGCCAUUUCGGCUAUGACAGUCGUUUACUGUAUAAGCAUUAAUCUCAAGUUUUCUUAAACAAAUGUUCUUCAAGAUUGUCUCUUUUUCCUACUUUUUUUCCCCCCUCCAAGGAUUUCAAGUGCAUUAGCAGAGUUUGGUUAGCCAUAGGGGUAUAAUCUACAAGUGUGCCUGUGAGUUCUAGAAUUACAAAUGUAAUAAUCUAAAAGAAAAAUGUCAUUGCCAAAGAAAUGAAGAUUCACUCCUCAUGUUGCUGAUUUUUAGGUUGAUUGUUUGGAAUCUGCAAAUGCUGAUUACAGAAACAAGGAAUUUUUUUGCCGACAGAAUUUUGUUCAGUACCCUUAACUAAAGUGUUUUCCAGGACAGCCAGUACUGACUACUGAGAGUGAAACUUCCUAAAAAUGAAUUAAUGUAAAGGAAUGUCGUCCAAUGUGACCUGCAGUGCUGAAGAUAGACACAACCUGGAGCUGAGAACGAAGCUCCAUAUCAAUGGUUACAAAUCACAGGGCCCGUCUACAAAGACCAUUCACCCGGGGAAUGUUAGUUGGCUAGUUCGCUAAACGAAUGAAUGUGCCUUAUGAUGCACCAUUUAAUUGUGAUAUCAAGGUAGGAUUUUGUCAUAUGAUGAUGCAAGUUUAUUGCUUUCUUCUGCUAUAUUUGUCUUAAAAGGUGAGGUUAAGAUAAGACAUUUGACAAAUUAGUGCUAAUAAGCAAGCCAGAAAUCCCAUCCAAAUGAAUGUAAAAUCAGUCUGAGGUAUGGCAUCUAUUCAAAACUUUUGGUGGGCAAGACUCAAGAGUAUGAUUUGAGUUAAGGUGUGUGUUUUAUCUAAUGAACUGAUGUUGGGAGCCACACCCUAUAGACACAACCAAUAGAAGUAUGGUUUGUGGAGGUUAGAAAGGAACAAAUGAGAUAAUGAAGGUUGGAGAAAAGCCAUGUGAAGAUGGGGUCAUGAAAUAGAAAAGAAAGAGUUUGGGAUAAACGGCCAUAAAUGGGAUACUGAAAUGACUACUACUACUACUACUACUACUACUACUGCACCAGCAGUGGAUUAAGAAAGCUACAGUUAUAGCUAAAGUGAACUUGACUAAAAGAAAA
Molecule: messenger RNA, 2928 nt
Organism: Oldenlandia corymbosa var. corymbosa
Lineage: Eukaryota; Viridiplantae; Streptophyta; Magnoliopsida; Gentianales; Rubiaceae
Source: the annotation of a GenBank genome assembly